This is a messenger RNA of Vidua macroura (Pin-tailed whydah), 11425 nucleotides long. It is a transcript of the gene NEXMIF, whose product is annotated as neurite extension and migration factor. Bases 1 to 4515 code for a protein of 1504 amino acids. Gene Ontology annotation, biological process: negative regulation of cell-cell adhesion mediated by cadherin; negative regulation of cell adhesion mediated by integrin; negative regulation of neuron migration. NCBI's taxonomy places the organism in Eukaryota, Metazoa, Chordata, Aves, Passeriformes, Viduidae. Gene Ontology annotation, cellular component: nucleus. The transcript is spliced from 4 exons. The record is from RefSeq and is a predicted model, not a curated record.
AUGGAUGACCAACAAGAGCAGGAUUGUGCCUCAGAAGACCAAGAAACUAUCCUGAUUAAUGGGGUGAAAGAAAAUGAGUCACACGCCCUGGACGGCGAUGAGAGGCCCUGCAGCGCCGCCGAGGCAGCGGCGCCGUUCCCGGCGCUGAGCGCGGCUCCCAAGGAGGGCCCCGCGUGCCACCGUGCCCCGACGGCCAAGAAGCCCUGCCUGCUGAGCCCCCAGUCGCCGCUACGCCUCACGGAUGUCCCCGAGCACGCCUCGGACGACUCCUCCGCCCACGCCAUCUCCCUGACGUCCUGCGUGACCAAGGGCAUGAGCUCCUGGUCGCUGCCGGGCGACUGCGAGAAGGCUCCUUUCACCAUGAUGGAGCCCGGGGGGAUGUCGGCGCUGACGGGAGACUGCCUGAUGCAGCCGAGCCGGACCUGUCUGGGCUGCUUUAUUGAAUCCAAGGACGGCAUUGAUGCGGAGCCGGGAAUAAGCUUGAAAGUGGGGGAUAUAAAUAGGGAUUAUGACACCUGUUCGGUCUCUGAUAUAGGGAUUCACUGCAUGAGCACAGGAGAAACCAUGAGAUAUGGGGAUCAACUGCUUUCAGACCAGCUUUUAAGCUUCCCUAUGCAUAAAUCGAGGGCAGCGGACAAAAGAGAUGCAGAGAAAUCUGACAGUGAUUCAGAGGACCCCACUCAGAAAAAUUAUUACGAGGGAUUACUAUUAGACAAAUGCAAUGGUGAGGAACCUUUACUAACAAAUCCCAACCAGGAAUGGGGCUAUUUUGAAUCUUUCAUUAGUGAAAGUAAAAUUGAGCUGCUUGACCUCUGCUCCAAAAAUGAGCUUUCUGUAAAUCUGUUUUCUGAGGAAGACGUGGACAAUUACAUGUUCGAUGAUGACGAUUCCACCUUGGGAAGUGAUGUCUGCUCCCUAAAGAUUAGAUAUGAAUCUUUCCAGGACAAUGUGCGGGAGAAGACCAGCACCCUACAGGAGGACGCCCAGUUCAACUUCUUCCCCAGCGUCUUCAGCAACUGCACCAAAAGGGACAGCAGGAGCACCCUGAAAAGGGGGCCCAGCGGUGCCACCGACCCUUCUCAAUUCAAAUCCGAGGAAGGCAUCAUCUGGGGGGAGGAGGAGGAGGACGGCGAGGAAGAGGAUGGUGAGGAGGAGGAGAAAGCUGCCUUAAAUAAAUCUUGCAACAGCACAGAGAUGGUGCAGUACGUGGGCUCCAAGAGGAGCCACUUCUUGGACUCUGUGAAUUCCACAGAGGACUCCGGGGAGUUCAGCGAUGACAGCACUUGCACGGAGUCCUCCUACGACGUGCUGCGGGACAUCAAGGACUGCAGCCGGUACCUGGCCCGGGACCACUCCGGCUCCUUCAUCCAGCAGAACUACGGGCUGCGGGCGAAGAGGAAAGUGCGAUACAGCGACGACUACCUGUACGAUGUGGACUCCAUCGAGAACGAGAAGAUCCUGGACAAGAAGGAGUGGCUCCCGGAUGGGCCCAAGGAGGAGGACGACGACGAGUGGUGCCCCAAGAAACGGCGAAAAGUCUCUCGCAAGGAGCCCCCCGUGAUCAUCAAGUACAUCAUCAUUAACAGGUUUAAAGGGGAGAAGCAUAUGCUGGUGAAGCUCAGCAAAGUGGAUGCCAACGAGACAACUGUUACUCUGAACGAGGAGCUGCUCAGCAAAUACAAGAAGCUGGCCCCACUGAAGGGCUUCUGGCAGGAGAGGCAGCAGAGCCGGCUGGAUUUGCUUCGAUCGUCUCUCUACCACAAGCAGAAUUUCUAUCUUAACGGCUCAGAUGCUUCGUUCCUCCCUCACCCACGGAAGCGAAAAUGCAAGCUAGCAAACAGGCACCGGAUUCAAAGAAUUAAAGCCAUCGAGCAAUCAGUGAACAAGCUGGGCUCUUGCUCCUCUGAUCACAAGCAGCCUUGCAGCAGUAAGGAGGACGUGGGCCUGAAAGGGCUGCCGGCAUUAGCCAUUGCCACCCCCAGCUGUGCCAAUGGAUUACACGUCCACGACAUCGCAGGCAUCGCCGUGAAAUGCAAACCGCAGGAGCGGGAGCACAAGGGGACGGAGCGGAAAGUGCUCCGCAGAAUCAAAUUCAAAAGUGAAGCCAGGUUAAAGUGCAAGAAGAUUAAAGCUGCCACCAGUACGGCAGAGGACUCUCCAGCACUGGAAAACCAGGACUCUGCAGCGCGUCUGAAGGACGAAAACAGUCCCUGUGCUUCAGACAGCUCCCAUCUCCCAGAGUGCCACGAGGAUAAGGUUGCUAAAAAUUCUCCUUUCCUACCAUCCACCUCCUCUUCAGACAAGCCUCUGCCAUCUGCUAAUAUCACCACCAAUGUACCCCUGAUCCCCGGAGGGUAUCUGCAGACGUUGUUAGAUGCUUCAGAUCUGUCGAGCAACACGGGUAUCCCGUACUUCGCCCAGCACUCCUCCGAGCAGCAGCAGCACCCGCUCCCCAGCAUCGUCCCGCCGGAAAAGCCCUUCCCGUCCCUGCAGCCGGCGCAGAGCUGCGUCCUCUCCCCGCCCUCCGAGUCGGAGCUGCAGCAGUCGCCCGGCCACUUGGAGAUGGAGCAGGGCAGCUUCGGCAGCAUGUGGCCGGCCAGCAAGGGCAGCGAGCGCCAGGAGUUCCCCGGGGACAUGCCGGAGGCGGCCGGAAUGCCGAAUGAGUUUGCCCCCGGCACGGACGGCCUCCCCACCUCUGGAUACACUCAAGUCAAUCUGAAUAGCGGCAAAUUGCUAUACCAAAAAAAUUACAUGCCGGAUAGCCAACAAGUGCAGUCUGAUGAUUCUUAUCAGUCAUGUCAUUUCAAUAAUGGAGAGGGGCGCUUUCAUUUCCAACGAGGUACACUCAGUACGGAUGAUGGCAGGCUCAUUAGUUUUGAUUCAGUGGGUUCAUUGUCAGUUAGUUCUAGCAAUUACAGUUCUUUAAGUUUAAAAUCUUGUGAAAAGGACGGCGAGGAUGAUAUUAAUGAUGAUUUCUUGGCCCACUGCAGUCCCAAGCUAGUGAUCCAGCAGAGCAUAGAUGAAAUCACCCCUUUGAAGGAGUCCACGGACCUUUUAGACAUUUCCAACUUCACACCUGAUAGGUUCCGCCAGUCGUCGCUUUCAGAGAUGUCCCCUCCAGACACCCCCAACCUGUCCCCACAGAUAGCUGGCUCCGAUGCCAAGCCUCUGGGCACACUGAAGGGCUUUCAGGAGAGCCCCCAGGCCUCCCUCAACAGUUCCGAAAAGGUCAAGUGGAACUGUGGGGUCCUGCAGACCGAGGAUCAGACAGAUAAUGGGUUUGCUUUAAAUAAUCACCAGUUCCAGUUCCAUAUGUUCAACGAUGAAGAUUCUGUCAGCCUUCUCGAAAAGAGUCCAUGCUUGUCAACAUUUAAUGAGCCAUCUGGUCAAAUUAGCACCAAUAGCAAAGUGUCAAAAUCGAAGAGGAAAAGUUCAUCCAGCAAGAAUGUGGGUACAAACCAAAGCUCUUCCCAGAAAGCCACCCGGAAAAAAUCACCCAAAACCAACAAAGGAACCGAUAAGCCGCAAGGGAAAAACUCCAGGCAGGCACCCAAAUCCACCAGGAAAGGGAAAAAUGCAGCAGGAGUCAACGGAGAGAAGGCUCCAGCUGUUGGUGGCAGGGCAGUCACUCAGUUGGGCACCAUGGCCAUGGCCACCAAGGGUGUGGCUGAGGGCACUCAGCACUGUGGCCCGGCCGGGGUGAAGCUGGGCAAGCACAACGGGCUCUCUGGAGAGUGGGCACUGGGAAAAGAGGGGGGCACGGGCUGGUCGGAAGCCAGCCUGGGCAACGCCACCAGCCUCCUGGACGACGACCAGAGGGAGUUCGAGGAACCUUCCAACAUCCUGUCCAACAUUGCGUCAGGAAUGGCCGAUGUCCAGAGGUUUAUGAUGGCCUCCAUUGAGCCCUUGUGGGGGCCCGUCGGCCACAACAGCGUUCCAGACAUAUUCCGGUCACCGGAGUCCAACAGCCUGAAACUGAAAACUCUUAAAAUUUUGGCAGGGACGUCCCAAGAGUCGAAGAAGAAGGCGAAUGGUGGCUCGCCAGUGGUGGCAAAGAACCACAAGUCAAACAACAAGGGCUCAAGCAAAAACAGCAAAGCUGUGACCUGCGACCCCGGUCGCCCCAACUGCUCCACCGGCUUCAGCACGGACAUUCACGCUCCCUUUUUUGAUAAAAACUAUAGUAACCUGAGCACUUUAGGCAAUAAUGGACCUACCCAUAAAAAACUCUACCGUCAUAAAUCCAGUUCAAAAUCACUGAGGGAUGAGAACUGUAAAAUCAAGCGGACGGACCGCGAACAGCCCCACAAGGACCCACCCGUGACAGCUGCUUUUGAGAAACUGAGGGAAUCAGACUCCAUUCUUCUUAAAGCAGAAACAGCAUUUUUGGGUUUUCCUGUAUUUGAAGAAGAGACUCCCUUUUCUAGAAAGACGGUUGAUUUGUUUUUUCUUUUUUUUCCCCCAUCGGUUCCUUUUCGAAAUCUGCCUUGUGGUCUGUUGAAAUGUAAGUGCUGAAAUGAAGAGUUUGAAAUUGUGGGAAUUUUAUUAUUUGAAAGCAAACCUAAUCUGGUAUUCUCUGUGAAAGACUGUUUUAAAAGUCAUACUGUUGUACAGUAGUUUAUGCACUAUUACCCACAACAACAAAAAAUUGUGCCAAACUAUGAACAAGUGACUGUAUUGUAUAUAUUUUUACUUCUCUAUCAACAUUGGGUUGUGAGUGUUUUCUGCAGCUAUGCCUUUUGGUUUUACUAGAAACAUUCCAGUUGUUAAGUACUAACCACCCCCCUUCGAAAGCACCUGUAACUCACAAUGAAAAAUGAUAUUGUUCACUGAUACAACUUACCAAAAGUUUUAUGGACAUGACUAGAAGUGUGCCAAAUUUACUUACCUCAUUUCAUGGAUUCACCCUGUGGUUUAAAGCUCAUAAAGGGAAGGAAAAAAAAAAAAAAGAAACAAAAAGGGGGGAAAAAAAAAGAAAAAAAGGAACUUUGAAACCGAUGCUGGGAAAUGGUAAUGUCCUCUCUUUGAAACCACGAGCAGAAAAACUUAAUGGUGAAAUGUUGAGUUUCAUUAUAGGAGAGAGUUGCAAUGGUGGAGGAGUUCAGAAAACCACUGACGGUAAGUUUGCCAGGAACUCAAGUGUCUGCAUCUAGAGACUACAGAACAGCUGCUUUUCAAGUGUCUGUUUUCUUAAAGCAAAACCUGUAGCUGAAGAUCAUUUGAAAUGCAAAGUUACAUUGCUAAUUCUUUGUAUCUCAGUUUUAUAUAUUUUAUAAGAACCUGGGAUAAAUUCUGAAAUAGGUAUAAAAACAGAACUAAUACAUUUCAUACACUGAGUGCUAUUUACUUUUCCUUUGAAUAGUUUCUUAAACAUUUUUGAUGCAGAGCCUGUCAGAAGUGCUCUCCAUUCAUAGCUUUGGUGUUUCCUCCAUGUCUAACCUUGCAAUGCCAAUAUAGUUUGAACUUUCAAAAGCAGAGUCAUAAAUUUAAAAUACAACUCUGAACUUUUUCUUUGAUUCAGUUCAUGCAACAAAUACAACCAGUGGAGCUAUUUGUGAUCUCACCAAUCAGGGCCGGAUCAUGACUGGACUUUAUUAAGACGGCGUUAAGUAUUGAAUGCUAAAUGUAUUCUCAAAAGGCCUUAUUUGUAACCCUCCUCACCACACCCUCGCCCUCCACGAGAAUAACGAGCCCAACAAAGAUCUGUUUUCCUUGUGCAACUGAGAACCUGUGCGUUUUGCUGCUGAUUUCUCAUUAAAAACCUUGAUAUGCAAGAGCCCUGGGAGCAGAGGGAUGUGAGGCUUGGACACCUUAUGCAAUAGCAGGCAGUGAGGAAGAGGAGCCUUUCUAGCAGUGGACAGAUCACUUUGCUGAUACGGCCACAGGCAUAGACGUGGUGUCACACAGAGGGCAGGACUGGGCUCAGGUUUCCUCCCAAGUCAGUUUUUUCCACCCACACGCCAGGCAAAGCAGCAGAAUUGGUUUAAGUUAAUUUAGCAGAAAAGCAGAGCGAUCACUUAAAAUCAAAGUGGAGAUGUAGAGUGCUAGUUUAGAAUCGUGUUUUCAGCUCUUACAGAUGUUGGGGUGCAGCUUAGCUCAGCUCUGCGAUCCCAGAGAGAACAGCUCGGUAGUUGCAUUGUGUUUCACUUAACAGAUGAAAGGACAAAGUCUGAAAAAAAAAUAGUAAUUAUAAAAAACAUCCUGUAAGUUCAUUUUUUCAUGGAAUAAAUGCUGGCGUUGCCUGGAGUGAGUUGCUCUGGAUGAAAGUGGUGCCUGGUGCCCCAUGGCAUGCAGCAUCCCACCCCAGCUCGGGCUCCAGGAGGGAGAUCCAGAAGAUGCUCAGGAUUUACUCUGGAGACAAGAGCUGUGGUAGGCCUCCAUCCCUGGGCUCUGGGCUGGCCUGCAGCCACCACGCUCUCCCCACUUCCCCAGCAGCUCUCUUUUCCAUUCACGGGCUCAUCAGAUACUACAAGCUCCAACCACUGCUGUGGUGUUAGCAUAUCCCAGUUUUUCAGCAUUCUCCCGACAUGCUGCAGGAAGGUCUGGCAGCUCCCUCCUUUUGGAUGUUCUGCUGCUGCUCUUAGAGAGACAGGUCUGUGGGAUGUGGCCCAGACCUUCUUUCUGACCCAGAACCAUCAGUUGAAAGCACAUUCCACCUGGCCUGCACUGUGCUCCUUAUGCUUAAUGUUAUGAGUGUGGGACUCAUAAUAAAACCCCUUGUACUGGACAGGAUAGCAAUACUUACUGCAUUUGAGGAAUGUGCAAUAGGGCAUGAAGAUCAGGCAUGAAACAUAUCGACUGUUUUAUCCAUGAAUACCCAGCUGGGUGUUUCAGAAUGGUUUCAAUCACAAAUUCCAGCUGCCUUGUUGCUCUCCUUCAGUCCUACAAUUCCAGUUGCUGACAGCUUUGGUGGUCAUACCAUGUCCUUCAAAAAUCUCUGCUGGGGAGAUGUUAAAGAGCCUGGGUCCCUCAUGGUGUGGCACUGGCCCUUCCCUGUGUCUGAAAAGGUCAUCGCUCUGCUGCAUGACCCCAAAAUUCAGAAAUUGCCUUGAGCCAACCAUUUGCCCUCCUCCCUUUUGAUCUUUAUAGAGCAUUUGGGAGGGAAGGGACUUUUGAAGGCCACCUAGUCCAAUUCCGCUGCAAAAGCAGGGACAUCUUCUACUAGACCAGGUUGCUGAGAGCCCUGUCUGACGUGACCUUGAAUGUUUCCAGGGAGGGGACAGCCACCACCUCUCUGGGCAACCUGAACCAACGUUUCACCACCCUCAUAAAAAAUUUCUUUCUCAAGUCCUUGUCGGCAGAGCUGCUCUAAAUCCCUUCAUUCCCCAGCCUGUGGAUCCCAGGGAUUGCCUCAUCCCAGGUGCAGCACAUCACAUUUGGCCUUGUUGAACCAUAUGAGGUUCUGCUGGGCCCACUUCUUGAGCUUGUCCCUGUCCCUGUGGAUGUCACUCUGUCCCUCAGGCAUGUUAACCUCACCACUCAGUUUGGUGUCAUCUGCAAACCUGCUGAGGGGACUUGAUCCCAGUGUCUACAUCAUUGGUGAAGAUACUCUACAUUGCUGGUCCCAGUACAGACCCCUGAGGGACAGCACUCACCACUGAUGUCCUCCUGGACAGUGAGCUGUUGACCACUGCCCUCUGGAUGUGACUGUCCAACCAAUUCCUCAUCUGCUGAACACUUCAUCCUUCAAAUCUGUUUCUUCAGUUUAGAAAGGUGUUUUGGGGGACUGUGUCAAAGGCUUUACAGAAUUCCGGACAAAUGACACCUGGAGUCCUUCUCUUGUCCAUGGAUGCAGUCAAUCCAUCCUAGAAGGCCACUGGGCUGGCCAGGCAGGACUUGCCCUUGGUGAAGCUGUGCUGGCUGUCCUGAGUCACCUCCCUGUCCUCCAUGAGCCCCAGCAUAGUUUCUAGGAGGAUCUGGUCCAUGGUGUUCCCAGGCACAGAGGGGGGGUGGUUCAAUGGUUUUGUUUUCCCAGUCAUCCAAUACUUCACCUGACUGCCAGAACUUUUCAGAUACUGUGGAGAGUGACUUGACAACUUCAUCAGCCAAUUCCCUCUGGGCUCUGGGAUGCAUCUCAUCAGGUUCCAUAGUCUUAGGUAUGUUCAGGUUCCUCAGGUGGUCGCAAAUUUGAUUUUCUCUUACAGUGCGAGGGACUUUGCUCCUCCAGUCCCUGUCCUGUGGUUCCACCACUCAUGGGAGAUGGAAAGAGAGGGUUCCUCAACCUUCUCAUCCAUUGUUACCAGUCUGCCAAUUGUGUCACACCUACUUUGACCCUUCCUUUUCAUGCUGACACACCUGUAGAGGCCCUUGUUAUUCUCUGUGUCUUGCCACAUUCAGCUCCACCUGCACCUUGCCUUCCUCACCCUGUCCCUGAACAACCUGACAGUAUCCCAGUACUCUUCCCAGGAUAUCUGUCCCUGCUUCUGCUGCCUGUGCAUCUCCUCUUGCCCUUCAGCCUGACCAGCAGGUCCUGACUCAGUCAGGCCAAUCUCUUGCCUUCCUUGCCUGAUUUCUUACACCUGGGGAUGGGGAGCUCUUGCUUUCUAUCAAAAUCAUCCUGAAAGAUCUGUCAGCUCUGUUGUGCUCCCUUGUCCCCGAGGGCAAUUCCCAGGGGAUCCUACUGAUUAACUCCUUGAAGACCCGUGACUUUACUUUCCUAGGAUUCAUCUCCACCUGCCUAUCACUACCUCAAGGUUUUCACUUCUCACCUUUGCCUCAUCCCUCACCAUACAAGCUCUUGUUCUCUAAUUGCAUUUUUGUUUUUCAUGGCACUGCUCACAGCUGUGGGAGGACAGGGAUGUGAGUCCCACCCAUCCCUGCCUGCCACCCACACCCCCAGGGCUCCCUGCCCCUGCUUGUGCUGGCUCCUACCCCGGCCCAUCCUCUUGCCCGGUCCCAGUGCAACUUCCAUCCUCCUCUUGCAUCUUUUCGUUGGGCUCUGGGAGCUCGCUUGGCUCUUGGGAGCGAUGAAGCCAAGCCACAGAAAAGAUGUUUAUUCUGCAGCAUCCCUUAAAAUGUCUUCUCUGCUUCAUCUCUUUUCACUCCUACGCCAGUGCAGGAUGGGAGGACAGUGCCAGCAGUGCUGCUGAGCCGUGGUGUCACCGGCAUCUGGGUGAGUUAGAAUUGGCACUGGCAUUAGAAAGUAGGGACCAGCCACUCUGAAGGCUGUAAAAUCUAUGUGAGAGGAGAAUUCCACAGGGCAAGGUGGUACUCACCACUCUGCCACAGGAGCACAGGUCUCCCAUGGCACAGGAAUAGGAGAGAUGUCCCUACAGAAAGGAAUCCUGCAGCAGGAGCCAACCCAGCCCACGGCCAUCGAUUGCAUUUAGAGUUUCUGUAAAUAGAAAAAUAUCAGUGAUGGGGAUCCAAUAAAAACCUUUUGGGUUUUUAUUACAAAAUACAUCUUACCAGGUUUACAUCUUGCUGCUUUUUUUUUUUUUUUUUUUUUUUUUUUUUUUUUUUUUUUGAGCAUAGGAGGAUGGAUGUUUUUAAAAAACAUCUUGAGAAUAAUGACCAGAGGUAGCCAGAAAUUUUGUGAGGAGGAGGAAGAGGAGCAAGAGGAGGCCAGGGGCAGCCACAGGACUGUCCUUGCCAUGCUGUGCUGUCCUGCUGAGGCUGGGUCAUCUCAGAGAGGAGAAGCCAAGGCUAGCUGGUGAUUGCUUGGAGAAACCAUUGCUGCACCGUUUGCUCUUUUAAAAAAUCAGGAUCGCUGUUAAUUUUUUUGGCAUUAUGGGCCAAACAAGCCAGGAACCAAAAUAAAAAUGUUUUAAGCAUUGUCAUCCUUUAGCUGCUGGACCAUGUUCUUUCUCUAAGGUCCCAAUCUAGCAAUGCACUUAGGUGGGAGCUCACUCCCAGGGGUUCCCAUGUCCCAGGUGCUUUCCCAGCCAGUGAUGUCAAGUCCCAAGAGAAACUCCCUUGAAGUCAGUGUAAGUGGGAAGAGGAUCAGGUGCAUGGACUUGGGUUGGUGCAGGAUCAGGCCCUCAGUCUUUAAUUUCUCAACUCAGUGUGUUGGACUUUGCCUGUGCAGCUCCCAGGGUGUCCAGUGGAGGUUGCAUGGUUCAAACCGCUGACAUCUAUUGGAGAAUGUGCCUCUUUAUCUCUUCAGCAUGUGAAAUAAUGCAAAAAAAAAAAAAAAAAAAAAAAAAAAAAAGAAAAAAAAAAAAAAAAGAAAAAAUAUAUAAAAUAAACCAAGUACAAUGUCUGUGGUAGAAGCAAGGCUUUUCAAAUUGUUUCUCAGGUAAACAAGUGACACUAAUGACAGUGGAGUAACAGCCAUCUAAGGGAAUUGGGAUCUGAAGCAGGAGGAUUCCCUCCAUCUCGCAGGACGCUUGGGUUGCCAGACACGUUAACUGAGCCUUUAAACACUUGGUGCAAAAGGUAACGAGAAAUAAAAUUGGUCUUUUCACCACCCUUCGCUAGCUAGACAGACAGACAGACAGACAUACGUCCAUUUCUAAAGCACAAAGGGAAGACUUAAACCUAGACUAAACCACACACACACACACAAAACCAAGGUACCAGUGAAACUCCUUUUGUCUCUUACUCCCGGUGGGAAGCAGGGUAGAAAUCCAAGGAGCUGCUCUGUUCCGCUGCCCCGGCGCCGGCCGGGCGCUUCGACUGCUGCCUCCAGAGAUGUGAAUGUACUGCUCCUUGAGUUCCCUUCCAUAGAACUAGAGGCACCUCGUUAGGAAGUUGCUCCUGUUUUAUGGUGCUAAAGAAAACUUUUAUUCCCCCCCUUGAGCAUUUAAGAACUAUUAAAUGGCCCUUUUUAUGAAUGUAACAUAUCCAUUUCUGUUCCACAUUUUACACUGCAAUUUUAACAUGUUUGGAAAUUAUUUGCCUUUUUUCUUUUAGAAUAAGCUUUAUAAAUAUUCUGUAGAGUCAAUUGAAGUAUAAUUCUUAAGGAUCACUCUAAGACGCCUACAAAAUCUUGUAUAUUUUUAAGUGUGCCAAUUUGUAAAAUAUUUUGUAAGUGUAUAUUUUUCUUAGAAAAGUGCUGUGAAGUGUUUGUAUGUGUGAGGUUUCCCUUUUUUUGCACCUUCGGGUGUUAAUAAAAGGAUGUAUACUUAAGAGUUUCUGGUUUUAAAAACCAAAAUACAAAGAAAAAAAUUAAACUUUUGUUGGGAAUUUUGUAAUAAAAAGAAAUGUUGUGAAAGAGUGUAGUGAUAUUGUGUAAAGGAAACUGGAAAAUUUGUGAGCGCUUUGCUGUUUUAUAGAUCCUCUUGUAAAUUAUUCUUGUAAUAUUUUGGGUUUUGUUGUUCUUGUUGCAAAGGUUUUAAAUAUUUGUGACUGACUCUGUAUGGUGAAAACGUCAUAUUGUUAACUUGCUGAGUUUUGUUAUAUUGUUUAUGGAAUAAAUAAAAAAAUUUAAAAUCUCAUUUUAAGAUCAUGUAUGAAGAAGAAAUUAAAACUGCCAUUUAUUGAA